AUGAUACCCCAUUCUUCCGCCGGCGUCCAACCGUGGGGUCAUCCACUGCGCGCCGUUCACAGUGCCUCCGGACUUACCGACAUCCCACAUGCUCUGGGUCAGCCCGAUCUCCAUCCCGAGCAGUCGUCAAUGCCUGCGCCGCAGCCGCAAACCGGACCGUCGGCAGUCAUCGACCUUACAGCGAACGGCGGAGAGGCGCAAGAGCGAGAACACCCGGCGAAGCGGCUGAGGUUGGAUAUUCAUAGUGGUUCCAACGCUCGGGAUGGAAGUCCAGCCUCUGCAGGGCUUGGGGAGCCCAAGAGCACUCCAGUUUCCACCAGCUCGAAGCCACCUCCUCUGUCAUGGCGCGGACGCCCGGUCUGGUCCUUCCAGGCAUUACUCUCGGAGGUUCCUGGAGCCGGAGAGCCAAAUGUUGAAAGUACAACAGCUGCAGCGCAGGACGUCAAGCCUCUGUCGCCGCCGUCAUUUCCUGCUCCGCCUUGGAAGCAUAGCCCUGCUGAUCCUACAGCGAGUAGUGCUGCAGGAUUACGGGGGGUUACACCUGCCAAGGAAGUCCGCACUACUCCAUAUCACAUUGAAGUCCCAUCCGUCGCGCCAGUCCUGAGAGGUGAUAAGGUCGCGGAUUUUUUGCCAUGGACCGGAAACCAUCCAGAAGACGUACUCAAUGAACAGACAGCAAAACAGGGAUACUACGAUCGCACACAGGUGUCGCAAAAUGAGUCUAAUACUGCUCGCCCUUCCCUAUACGCACAACUUAAGCAUCGUUCCGGUUUGCAAAUGCUCUCCUCUGUAUUUGCUGCCGCCCUUGAGAAAAGACAAGGCCAUAGCAUGGUCACCGCGCCUUCUACUUUCAAGCCACCUCCGCGGGUCACGCUUACGGACAACAAACGUGAAGCUUGGCUUCGGGACCUGGCCAAUCCGACUGUCCCGUUACGCCGGCUCAGUCGGACUAUUCCUCAUGGUAUCCGAGGCAGGGUCCUUUUGGACCAAUGCUUAACCAAGUGGGUGCCUGUCGGGCGGGCAGUAUGGCUUGCAAAGUGUGUCGGCGCUAACGAGAUUCGCGCCUUCAAAAGAAAGGGCACCAGUGGCGCCCUGGCUAUUGGCCUGGAAGCCAAAUGGGUUCGUGAUUGGACCACCAACGUCCAACAGUUCCUUGACGGUGUAAUCACGAGUUGUGGAGUGGCCGACUGGAAGUUGAAGAUGACCUACGCGGUUAGCCUUACCGCUCGCUUGUUCUUCGAGCAGCUUCUCGACCAUGAUCAGUAUCUUGGAUGGUUUCUCUCCUCGCUGGAAGCAGCACCGCUCAACACCUUGCCAGUCUGGCUUCUCAUGCUAGGGAUCUACUGGAACCACCUUCUACGGUACAGAAAGCGUGGAAGGCGACUGGCUGAGCUGCUGCUCGAGAAGCUGUCCAAGGCCAACAAGCUAGAUUCGUCCAACACACUUCGUCCUCUGGCGGAUCGAUUGUCGCUGCAUAUUAGGAAGCUCACACUCGAGCAUACGUCAUCGGCAGUGCUUCCGCAUUCAUGGGAUAAGUAUAAAGAUCUUCUAUCGUCUUGCUUGAACAUGAAGGAUAGUGUGCACAGGGCGGUCAUCCAGAACCUGAGCGAGCGAAAUGCGCGGGUCCAGCGGCCGAGGAAGUGUCAAGAAACUGCAAACCAACCACCACAACAACGCGUAAUCCAGCUAUUCGACUCCAUCCGCUCCACGCACGAUGUCACGGCUGUUUCCAUUGCCUCUCUCAGUGCCAUCGACGACAAAGCCGCGUUGGUUUUCAAGCUCUUGGAGUGGGUCUCUACGCCGUUUCGACAUGGUAUAUGCCGUGUCUAUACCGGGGCACGCCUCCUGCGGAAAUGGAAGGUAGCUGGGGUUGACGUGGACUCCUGCAUCAUCUCAUUCCUCGCCGAAGGCCAUGACGGCAGUCAUCUGAAUAUGGACAACAUUUAUCAUAUUAUCUCGGAACUGGUUCGAUCUCAGACAUUCUCCGUGGGUCGAUAUCUCCAAUGGUUGAUGGCGAAAGGAGUUGCCGACUGUUCAAAAGAUUCUCACCAGCACCACAAACAUCUAUCUGACGAUCUUGAGCUCCUCCUCCAACUUCCGGUCAGCCGCCUUCCAGACCAUGUACGCAAUCUUCGCAACACCCUGCUUCACCGCGCUGGGAUUGAAGUCUCGAAAGAGGAAGCAAUGAUUGCGACCCUCAAGGCAUCCAUAGCCCAACGCCUUCCCAAUAUCUUUUCUAGUGUAACGGACAGUGCCAUGUCCUGUGAUGUCGCGCAAUCAGAGUUGACAUGGGCUGUCAAAUCCGAGAUCGGUCAGUGGAUUCGCCGUGGAGUUACAGAAGGUCGACGUGGCUCUACCGGGAAGUUUCAAAUUGCCAUUGGACAACCCGUGCUCUCUGCCGAUGAAUUCUACUCUAUCCGGGACAUCUUGGAAGGAUUUGGGGAUUUGUCUAUGCUUGCGGACGUUCUCAACCAGGCUACUAAUUGUGAUGACGGACUAAUUUUGGCAUCCGCAGCUGAUACAGUCAACUACCAUUUCCAAUCUUUUUCUGUCAUUGGUGCUUCGACAGGCCUUUUCAGGAGAUUUGUUGAGUCUUAUGCUCGUCUCAAAAGACUUGGCGUGACGAGCUUGGAUUUGAUACUCUCUUUGAUUGACCUUGGACUUCAUCUACCUGGAGAGUUUAACACGGUUGCUCUUCUCCGCCAGGAUCUUGGCCGGAUUGAGAACAAAUCAUCCAUGGCAGCACCGUCGCCGCUUUCCGAUCACAUCCCUGCUACUUUCAAUGAAACUGAUUCAUUGUUUCCGGAGAAGUUAGAUCAACUCCUGUUCUCUGGAGGUGGCAUGGAUGAGUCCACUAUGGAUGCAAUUUUCAAUGCGCUUAUCACUUCGUUAGGCCGUGCUGAGGAUCGAGUCAAGCUGUCGGCUAAUGAUAUUUGCCGGUAUCUAGCGUAUCUAAGGCCCUUCCACCCGAAGCAUUUCGACAUCAUGCUAAUUCGCUGGAUCUGUGGCCUUCUGAAAUCGUCCACUCGAACAAUGCUGUCUCGAGUAUUGCCCCCUCUAAUUGGCGUUGGAUGUGUUACCAUCCAAGCCUUCAUCUUCCUCGUGCGGAGACUUCUGCAGUCCGAGAAGGUGGCAUCGAUGAUUCCACACCCGAAUGACUUGAAAAUAGAUCUUCUUCAACUCCUUGUACCACCGCCAGCAGGGCAGAGUCGGUACUUCGAUAUGGUCACAUAUCGGUUCCACCUUUCACAGAAAGAAUUUCUAUCUAAGCAUCCUGAAGAGACUUUCAAUAUCAUUCGCGAUGCUAUCGCCUUAAUUGACUCUCAGGAUCAAGAUAAUCAUUCUGAUCAAGGACAGAUGAACCUAAACCAGAACGCCAUGGUGCUGCUUCAGAUUUUGCUCACCAAAAAUCCGGAGAGUGCUGUACAAUACUGUACUGAAAAACUCAUCACCCAGCAUUCCACAUCAAUGAUGGUCUUAACUAAGGCGCUCGAUACUCUUCUGGGAUUUGACACAGGACCCGACCCACCAAAUGUCUCCGUGGCCGAGAAGGUCAUAGAACUCACCAAUGAUUUUUCGCUGCCAUUCUGCCAACUGAAGCUCCAGACUCUCUUCAAUGCUGAAGCUGGAAGCAAUGUGAAAAACGAGAUUGUAGACGUGAUGUUCAAGGCUGCGAUUGCAGAUUCUCGUUCAAGACGAUCUAACUGGGUAGGUCUCGUUCGUCUCAUGAACCAGGAUGCAGUGCGACAGAUUCGAGAACGAGCUGAGAAGAGCUUCUUUGCUAUACCUCUGUUCGAAGAAGCUAAUGAAGGCCGCUCGAUGAAUAAUGGCACCUCUCUUGAGACGGCAAAGCUAUAUCUGACUAUCAUUGAAAAGCUGGCGUAUAGCAUUCCUGAUUCAGGUGUCCAAGGGGUUGGUUCUGUCCUUGUGGAGAAAAUGGAUCUUCUACUCCACAAGCUCGUCAGCAUGCAAACAAGUUAUAACGGUUCCACUGAGAUGAGACAUGGUAUUGACGCAGAACAAGUGAUCCAAUCUCGCACAGAAUUUGAGCGAAGUCUUGCAUUUUGGUUUUCUGCGUUGCUAAGGAUGAUUGUCCUCCACCGGAGUGCCUUUAGCAUUCCGCCAGCACCUAAAUCCAGCGCGUCCCAAGAACAAACGCGCCUACUUAUAUCUAUAUUUUGCAUCACUCUUGCACGCCUCCCGGAUAGUGUGCUGCGCCUCUUUCCAACGGCCGAUUACUUUCCACAUUCAAUGAGACAGGGGGACCACCGUCCCUGCCCAGGGAUCCUUUUACAGACACAUGCACUGGAUGUUGCGGCAUCCCUCAUUGAUAUGUUUCCGGAUGAACUUCGUCAUCAAUGUGCCCGGUUCCUCAAAGACAAAUGCUCCCCUUUUGCACAAUCUCAAAACGAUUCUCGAUUUCUCUAUCUUCUGGGCCCCCUAGGGGAUGGCCCGACCUCGAACGCCACACUUCCUGUAUCGAUCCCAUCACCUGCAGCAUCGGGAUCGACUCCCGCCCCUACCCCUUCAGGUAGUCUAACAGCGGGACCCUCCAACCCUCCACAACCUGCAUCAGCAUCCUUGGGGGUACCGACAGGAUUGCCGGAAGGACUGAAUUGCGGAGCGAGUCAUCUGUGUCUCCAAUAUCGCGGCCGUGCCAUUGGAGCCUACCCCGUGCGUCCUUGGGAACUUCUUGAAGACGCGGCUCCCAUUGCCGGCACCAACGACACUGCAGUCAGCCUAGGAUACUUUGACGCCCGGCGUGUCAGGGCCUAG
Messenger RNA from Aspergillus clavatus NRRL 1, 4776 nucleotides. RefSeq lists its product as uncharacterized. The coding region runs from base 1 to 4776 and encodes 1591 amino acids. Gene Ontology annotation, biological process: regulation of transcription by RNA polymerase II. The transcript has 4 exons. NCBI's taxonomy places the organism in Eukaryota, Fungi, Ascomycota, Eurotiomycetes, Eurotiales, Aspergillaceae. The record is from RefSeq and is a predicted model, not a curated record. Gene Ontology annotation, cellular component: mediator complex. Gene Ontology annotation, molecular function: transcription coregulator activity.